This is a messenger RNA of Mucor mucedo, 894 nucleotides long. RefSeq names its product mannosyltransferase putative-domain-containing protein. Gene Ontology annotation, molecular function: alpha-1,2-mannosyltransferase activity. The record is from RefSeq and is a predicted model, not a curated record. Lineage: Eukaryota; Fungi; Mucoromycota; Mucoromycetes; Mucorales; Mucoraceae. Gene Ontology annotation, biological process: mannan biosynthetic process. Gene Ontology annotation, cellular component: Golgi apparatus. Bases 1 to 894 code for a protein of 297 amino acids. The transcript is spliced from 3 exons.
AUGGGAACCAUCCGUCUUUUACAACUCACCUAUCUUUGUACUCUACCCAUCGAAAUAUGGCACAUGGAACAUGAGGCUGAUACCGCUGCUACCUUCCAAGAGGAAAUAAGUUCUUUUAGGGAUGUCCGUUUGCGUGACUUGUCCGAUCUGGGUCUUAUAAAAAGCAUCAGUCGUCGUCGCAACCUCGGUAAACAGUUCCAAGUGAAAGCAGCGGCUAUUAUCAACUCUCGGUUUCAACAUGUCCUAUUUCUGGACUCUGAUAAUAUUCCCACUCGUGAUCCAAGCUUUUUAUUCGCCACACCCGAGUACAAGCACAAGGGAGCGAUCUUUUGGCCAGACUUUUGGAAGACAGCCAGUGAAAACAAGAUUUUCCGCUUACUCGAGAUUUCAUCGGAAAAUGUGUGGGAACAAGAAUCCGGACAAAUUUUAAUUGACAAGGAACGUCAUUGGAUACCAUUACAAUUGGCUUGGUACAUGCAAUAUUACCACGAACUCUAUUUUAAGUUACUGAAUGGUGAUAAGGAUACCUUUCAAUACGCAUGGAGAGCCUUAGAUGCUCCCUUUCAUCGCAUCCAGACUUUUUUGUCUAUGGCGGGGUUACUCUACAUGGAUGGAGAAGAUGACACACCUUUAUUUAUCCAUGCGAAUCUAAUGAAACAAAUGCCUCGCCAUGUGUUUAAUCAACGUCCGUGGCAUUGGAUUAAACGUCAUCGUGGGGAUCGAUCGUCUGUGAUUUUACCUCAAUUUUAUAUGGCUAUGAAUAACACGUUGGGUUGCAUGGAUUUUCCUCUGCAAAAGGACUUGGAUGAUUUUGAUCAACUCUUGCCUCAUUUUCAAAAAGCUUAUUUUGAAUCAGGUGGAAUAGGUGGAUAUAAUACUUAUAUUGAAUCAUGA